AUGCGCAUUCAGGACAGGAUGAAGCACACUGUGGAUUUCAAGAACAAAGGGUUCAAGCCAAACACAAGGGGGCAUCCAGUGCAGGAUUCUUUCACCACGCUAGAAGAGCUACUUACGGAGCUACCAGAGGCAAUCAGCUUCAAUAUUGAGAUAAAGUAUCCUAGGCUUCAUGAAGCUGUCGAGGCUGGUGUCGGACCAUUUGGUAUCGAGAUUAACACGUUCAUUGAUCGGAUACUCGACCAGAUCUUCCGUGUCAGUAGUAGAAGGACCAUUAUACUCUCCUCCUUUUCGCCGGAGAUUUGUAUUCUUUUGGCAAAAAAGCAAGAUACAUAUCCUGUCUUGUUUAUCACGAACGCCGGCAAACUACCAAUGUCGGACAUGGAGAUGAGGGCUAGUAGUCUUCAAGCUGCGGUCCGUUUCUCGAAGAGAUGGAAUCUGACCGGCAUCGUCUUUGCUUCGGAGACCUUGGUUCUUUGCCCGAGACUUGUGGGUUAUGUUAAAAGAUCGGGUCUUGUCUGUGGGUCAUAUGGCCCUUUAAACAACAUCCCUGAGCAUGCUAAAAGGGAUGUUAACGUGAUGGGAGGCUAUGACGGAUGGAUGGCUCGGCCCUGGGGAUCCGAUCGUAUGGGCGAAUCUCCUAUCAUUAAGGCGGACGGCGGCGGCGAGAAUGAGAAAGUCUGGCCUCAGGUUAAGCCCACGGACGUCAUCAAAUCCUCCCUCGAGUCCUUUAGGGCCGCUGGCCACCAUUACGACGCGUCAACCUUGAGCAGUCGUAUAGCUGAUAUCUUUGCUUCCAGCGCUAAUACAUAUACGGAGGGUUGGAGCAUGGAAGGUCUCUGGACUAUCCCCGUGUGUGACAUUAGCAACGUCGUCAACAAUCCCGACUACAUAUGGUCGAGGAAGGCGGAUAUCCUUAAACCAUACGGUUUCAACGAGAAGGCACGUUGGUGUGGACCGAUUUGUGGAAUGGACAAGAACACGACGGUAGAAUUCUACAAAGCAGCUAAUUUCAAGGAUGAUCUUAUUGCCCCGUUCCUGGACGAUUGUUCUCAGCAGAGAGACUACGAGCCUGGACACACUGGUAAAAUAGAAAUGCCUCUUUGGUUCACUGUUGGUGAGAUGCAGAUGUCGUUCAGCCUGGAUUUUGCAGCCCGCUCGGCCACAUUUACUCUUCCUGCACUUUCCGAAGUACACUACUUGUCUUUUGAAUUAAUGUCUCAAUCCGUUGCUCUGAUACUCAACCUUGUCAUGGUGUCCAUUAAGAAUGUUUGGAUUGACUCGGUUUAUCACACGCAGGAGGAUAUCGAUGCUACAUAUACACUCUACUAG
Molecule: messenger RNA, 1329 nt
Organism: Penicillium griseofulvum
Lineage: Eukaryota; Fungi; Ascomycota; Eurotiomycetes; Eurotiales; Aspergillaceae
Product: Glycerophosphoryl diester phosphodiesterase
Exons: 5
Coding region: 1-1329 (442 amino acids)
Biological process (GO): glycerophospholipid catabolic process
Molecular function (GO): glycerophosphocholine phosphodiesterase activity
Source: RefSeq, a predicted model, not a curated record